GACGUGGAGCCUGCGUACGUUUCCUUCUCGAAGCGCGUCGAAGGGACGCACGUACGACGUUCUUUUCGUACGUAGGAAGUCCUUAGUGGUCCUAGUUCUCGCGCGCGUAGCAAACGGCGCGCUCGUGAGUGGCGCGUACGCUACACCUCUCCCCGCCUACUAGACUCUCGAAGCGCGCGAUUGGUCGGCGAUCGUAGGAGCGAGUGGUGGGGGUUGGCCGGCGUAGUGAUACCCGGCCGGCCGAGACUUGCGGCAGAGCCCUCGCACACCGAUAGAGAACGGUGGACUCCAUUGCUGUCCUGAGUGCGUUUCUCGUCGGCCGCUGGUGUCGUAUCCGCUGUGUCUCUGUCUCUAUUUCUCUCUCCGGUAUAUCUCUGCUCUCUGCUCUCUACGCCGCGCCCGCUCGCGCACGCAGCUACACACAAAUUCUUCUCUCCUUUUAUUCUCGCUUGCUUCAAUUUCCUCUGCGCAAUUAUAAUACGCCGUACCGUUACGAGGAGGACGAUAUUGUGAAUAAUACCGCUCGCUCUCUCCCUGUGUCUAGUGUCCAUACGGCUAAAGCUCCGUAACUUUCUCGAAGGAGCCUGAGAAAAAGCGAAAAGGAGGGACAAAAUGGCCGACCAACUAACGGAGGAACAGAUCGCAGAAUUCAAGGAGGCAUUUUCGCUAUUUGACAAAGAUGGUGAUGGUACUAUAACUACCAAAGAAUUGGGCACCGUUAUGCGAUCUCUUGGUCAAAAUCCGACGGAAGCUGAACUUCAAGAUAUGAUUAACGAAGUGGAUGCAGAUGGUAACGGCACAAUCGAUUUCCCGGAAUUUUUGACCAUGAUGGCACGUAAAAUGAAGGAUACUGACAGUGAAGAGGAGAUAAGGGAGGCGUUCAGAGUGUUUGAUAAAGAUGGUAAUGGUUUCAUAUCCGCGGCAGAACUUAGACACGUCAUGACAAAUCUUGGAGAAAAGCUUACCGACGAAGAAGUCGACGAAAUGAUUCGAGAGGCCGACAUCGAUGGUGAUGGCCAAGUUAAUUACGAAGAAUUCGUCACAAUGAUGACAUCAAAGUGAAUGCAACCUGUAUAAUGGAAGAACUUGCGACUUGAAGUGGUGUUGACGUACUAA
Vespula pensylvanica (western yellowjacket) is the source of this 1116-nucleotide messenger RNA. Its product is annotated as calmodulin. Gene Ontology annotation, molecular function: enzyme regulator activity; calcium ion binding. Lineage: Eukaryota; Metazoa; Arthropoda; Insecta; Hymenoptera; Vespidae. The coding region runs from base 613 to 1062 and encodes 149 amino acids. The transcript is spliced from 4 exons. The record is from RefSeq and is a predicted model, not a curated record.